AUGGAUUCUUCUUCUAGGUGAGUUAAACUUAUUAUUUUUAUUUAAAAUUAAUUAAUUUUGAUUAGUAAAAUCAAUUUUUUUUUUUAGAAAGAGAUAAAGAUUCUUUAUUUAUCAUUUUGAUUUGAUUGUACAGAAGGAAACUAUUUUGAUUUUUCCCUCCUAAAUGUGUUUUUCUGUUACUUUUUCAGAUAAAAAUAUUUCAUUGCUAAUUUUUGCAUCAUUUUCACAAGCACUUCAUUUAUUUCUAUUGUUUAAAUAAAUUAGUUGGGUUACUUAUUAGGUUAUUAUAACUAGAAAUAAGUGGAAUUCUUGUGAUUAUCCAUACAAAUUAUUUUUUUUAACGAUAAUAAAUCUCAAUAAUGGUAAAAUAAUUGUUAGAAUACUGCCAAUUUUUUUACACCAAAUUCAUCUUGCAUAUUUUAGAAGUGAUAAAAAAAAGCUUUUAUUUUAUUUUGUUAUAUGCACUUAUUACAAUACUGUUUAUAUUAAUUUUAAUUAAAUUUGAUUCAAAUAGAUAUGUUUUUUCUAAAUUAAUUUAAUUUAUAGUUCAGAUUUAGAUAAUACUAAUUCAAUCUUGUAUAAAAUGUAUGCAUAUUCAAAACAAGGGAUUCUUAAAAUUAAAAACAAUCUGGAUGUUAUCUACGGAACAAAUUCAGAACAAAAAAAGCUAAAUAUGAAUCUGCUUUAUAAACACAUAUCUGUAAGUUAUUAAUAUUGUAUAUCUAAAUAAUAUAAUAUUGUAUAUUUGUUAGCUCAAUAGUUAUUUUCAAUUAAAUAACACAAUUGUUUUUAUUUUUAGCGGUUUUUUGAUGAGUUAGUUUUGGAAUCUGACAAAGACAAAAAUGCAAUCAUUAAAAAUAUUGAAAAUUUAUUAUCUGAAAAGGAAAUUUUAGAAACAGUAAGUCUAGAUAUUCUUUAUUAUAAAAUUUCAAUCCCAAAUUGUUAUAUCUACAUUAAUAUAAAUAAUAAUACUAAGUGUUUUUUAUUACUUUAGGAAGAUUUCUUUUUAUAAUUAUCAAUCUGUCUUGCUUGGCUUUGCCUGUGCAAUAAAAAAGUUUCUUAAUAAUGUUGAUAGAUAAAUUAUUAUUAUAUUAUAUUACUAUAGAUAUCUGCACAGUAGAGAUCAGCACAGGCCGUUUUUUCGGCCCGAUCCGGCCCAAAACUUAAACUUAUAAAUUGUCCUCGUCCAGGCCCGGUCCAUAUUUUAUUUUUUUUAAGUCUAGCCUGAUCAAGCCCGUUUGUAAAUAAAAAUAUACAUUGACUUUAUUUCCUUUCAAUAUUAACUUAGUAGACAAAAACAUUUCAUAAAAACAAUAAAUAUAUUAUAAAGAAAAGUAUGCUAAAUUUUAUUAAAAUUUAAAUAUAAUUCUAAACCUGCCAAUUAAUUAAUUAAUAAUAAAAUAUAAUUAAAAUACAGAAAUCAACUUAUAAUAAUUACAUUUUAUUUUUGUAAAAAUCAUUUAAAAACAAAAAGGAGUUUACAGUAUCACCUUUGAAAAUAAUAAAAUGAUUAAAUGAAAAACAUAGCCGCACAAUAAUAAAGAUAAAACUGUAAAAUAUUGUUGGUAUAUAUUAUUAAUUUUACCAGUGAUCUAUUUAUAAAUAUCAUACAGUCUAGUAUUAAAAUUAUUUAUAGAUAUAGAAUACAUAAUGUUACAAAUUAAAUUAAUUAGUUUUAUUUUUGACUAACCCGGCCCAAUGAAUAAUAUUACGAUCCCACCUAUAACCAACUCGAAAUAUUUAAAUUAUGUUCCGGCCCGGUGUGGGUUGGGCCGGGUCGGGCUGGCCCGGCCCGUGCUGAUCUCUACUGCAUAGCACUAGUUUUGCAAUACAAAAAUUUAUAACAAUGUUUUUUUUUCAUCCUUAUUACCAAGGUAACAGGUAUCUGUUCACUGUUAGCAUAUUUUUAACUUUUAUUAUCUCUACUACUGUAAUACAUCAUUUAUAGACAUGUGUAAUAUGCAUUAUGUACAUAAUCACUUCUUUUUAAUUAUUUUAUACAUGUAUUUUAUUUUUAUUAAUUUGGUUAUUGUUUUUUCAUUUAGGAACUUAAUACCCAUAUUGUGAUUAAAAGUCAAAAUAAUGAUAUGCCUUUAAUUGCUCUUCAAAUAAAUAUUGAAACUGCAUUGCAAGAUUAUAGAAACAUAAAAUUAGAAUAUAUGAAUGAACUUCAUAAACUCCAAGAAGAAGUAUUAUCUUAGUAGAAGUCUUAUAUUAAAUUGAGUUGUGUUAUUUGUUUUAUAUUUAUUAAAAAAUUAUAAUAUUAUGUUUAGGAAAAACAAUUAUGUGAAAUACUCAAUAUGAAACCAAAAUACUCUGAAUUUAAAGCUACCCCUUGUAUAGCCCAAUUAGAAUGCAUUAAAGAUUAUCUUGUUGAUUUGAAAAAUACCAAGGUACUAUUUCUUAUAAUAUAGUAAUGGUUUGUAUUAAAUAGAUAUUAUUUAUUGUGUGGUUAAACUUGUAUUUAGAAUAAACGUUGGGCCACUUUUUUGAAACAAAAAUCUAAUGUUGAAUCAAUAUUCAGAGCAUUGGGAGACAUACCAAUUUUACAGUUUGAUAAAAUGGUGUUAGGUGAUCCAAAUCAGUUUCAGCUGUCUGGAUCUAACAUGCAUGCACUUCAAGUAAAAUGCAAACCUCUUUAAAAAUAUAUUUUAGACCAAUGCAAAUUAAAAUUUAUUUUUUUUAGCAAUUACUAAAUCGUUUAAAUGAUCAAGUGGAGAAUCAAAAAUGUAUUGCAAUGGAAUUAAGAACAAAAUUAAAUUCAUUAUGGGAUCUCUUGAAAAUUGAUAUGAGUUAUAGAGUCAAUUUUGUUAAUUCUAAAAAAGGUUAUGACAAAAAUGUCAUUGAUCAGGUAUAUAUAGGAUUAAACUUUUUGUCUAUUACAACUAUUACAUUUUUAUUGAUAUUUUAAAAUAAUUAAAAUUAUAUUAUCUAGUCUCAAAUUAAUUGCAAUGUAAUCAACUAUUUUAAUUUUUGAAUUAACACACAUAUUAUAUAGCUUAAAAUGGAAAUUUCAAAAUGUGAGAAGUUAAAAAAAAAAAAUAUUGCUCUAUGUAUUGAAAAUUUACGUGGAGAAAUAAAUUAUUUGUGGAAUAAAUGUUAUUUUGGCGAAAAGCAAAAGAAAGAAUGUCAUGUUUAUUUUAUGGAAAAAUCAAUUAAUAAAGAGUACAAUGAAUAUCUUAUAGAAUUAUUGGAAAUUGAAGUUGAUCAGCUUAAGAAGUUCUAUGCUGAUAAUUCGUAAGAAUAACAGUAUUUUCAUUCAAAACAAAUUUAAAAUAUUCUAAAUAAUUAAACAUAAUUGUUUUGGUUUUUUUUUUUAGUUCCAUCUAUUAUUUAAUCGAAGAAAGAAACCAUUUAUGGAAAAAGAUGUUAAUGAUACAAAAACUAACUAAUGAUCCAACUAGAUAUUGGCAAAAUAGAGGUGGGCAAUUGUUAAAAGAAGAAAAAGAAAGAAAGAUUAUACAAAAGGUAAAUCAAAUUUAUCUUUUACUAGUUAUUCUACAAACUGAAAUUGAUUUAUUGUUUCACAUAUUUGUUGGGUUCUUUUUCUUUGUAUAGGAACUACCUCGAGUCGAACAAGAAUUAAAAAGUUUAUUACAUUCCUUUGAAGAACAAAACGGUAAAUCUUUCCUGUACUACGAUGAAAAAUUAAUACAUUUUAUCGAUAAUCAAUGGGAUGAAAUGAAAAGUAGUAGAGAAUUUUUACAACCAACUAAGGUAGUUAUAUAGAAUAAUUUAAUAAUAAUACAAUAACCUGUAUUUAAUGUAAGAAUUUCUCCAAAUAACAGACUGGAGUCAAGCCUCAAACACCUCUUUUAACAACCCCUUGCAGCAGGAAGAAUAUUGUUACUCAAACUAAAAAUCAAACUUGUAGGUUUACUACAAAUGGAAACAAAUCCUAUAGUGCCCGCCAGUUUGUUGAGCGUAACAAUGCUAUGGUAAUGAAAUAAUUGAACAACACUUAUUGUUGGAUUUUACUGGAAUUUUUAUUUAAUUGUACUUAUAUAGGUAUUUUAGGUAUUUAGACUGUAUUUAUCAGAUAAGACUUGUUUAUCUAGCUGUAACAUAAAAAAAAGAGAUAGUACUGCUGAACUGUUGUCACUUGCUACUGUUGUAGGUGGGAAGUUGGUUAGGUAGGCACCUUUCUACUGACUCACCACUAUACCUAAACCGACAUUGUUUAUUCAUUUUCACCACGAGAUCUUUUUUUUUUCAUUUAGGGGUACUUCAUAUUAAAAGUACCACUUUCUGAUUUUUGAAUAAAGUAUAGUUUAGUGAGAUUUAGUGAUAGGAGAUUGAAUUUAAUUCCAACAAAUUUGGUUUGGUACCUCAUUCCCAAGUUCCCACCAUAGUUUGACACCAUUCAAUUGAGAAUUAGUUGAGAAUUCAUUGAUCACUACCAAACUUUAGGAUUGGUUCCUAGGGAAUGAAUGGGAAAAAGAUCUAAUGAACAUUUUAAAGCGAAAUCCCCUAUCAUUUAUGAAUCCUUCCCAUUGAUACUAAAUUUGGUGAAAAUGAACAAGAGGUACCCCAGGGACCAUUUCCAAAGUUUGACAGUGAUCAUACAAAUUCCAGGUUAAUUCCCUUGAAAGAGAUUUUAUGAUGUCAAACAUAGGUGGCUGUUCACUCAUCCACUUUAUGACAUCACACAGAUAUCAAUUCUCAUAAUCUCCUGGGAUAAUAAUUUUUUUAACACAGGAUUUUUUCAAAAUAUGAUUAAAAUUCUACAUUACAUUUAAAUUCUUUAGUUCUUAAUUCCGAUUUGAAAUUAAUUAAUCAGGUUACCUAUUGGUUUAUUAUUUCCAAAAAUUAGUGAAAUUCUUGUAAUUUUAUAUUUUUACCAAAAAGUAAUCUGAAAAUACUACUAUGCAUUAGUUGUAUAUAAAUUAAUAAUUUAAUGAAGUAAUUUAUUAAAAUAUUUAAAUGAUUACUUUCAAAUGUUGUAUUUCAUAAAUUACACAAUUAGUCUUAAUUGUAAAUUUAUUUAUUUUAGACAAUCCCAAGAAGAGAACUAACUCAUCAAAAUAAUAAUGCAGGAACAUUAGUACAACUCACCUCAACUCCAUUUAAUAAUCCAAAGUUAACAUCUACUCCACAGUCUCCAACAUUUGAUGAAAAUGGAUUAGCAGGAUCCUACAAAGCGUUCCAGGUACGUUACAUGAGACAAGCCUUUAGUUUUUUCUAUGGCUUUGUUUCACCACUACAAUAGUGCUUAUUUUCUAAAACAAAAUUCAUUUUUUUUUUAAUGUAUAUUUUCAAUAAAUUAUAAUUUUCCAUGCUGUUGUAAAAUUACCUAAUAUAUUAAAUAUUAAUUUUUUACCUUGCAAUUGCUUAUUACGAUAAAUUAUUAUUAUUUUUUUUUAUUUCAAUUUAUCUAAAAUAUAAUUUUUUAAAUGUUUCAGAAACACCAGAAAUUUAAAAAGCGAUUGUUAUUUACAAGUGAAUUGAGAGAACAAAAUACCAAACAACCACAGAGACCAUUAAUGGAAACUCCUAUAAAAAGAUCUCAGAUUCCAAUAUCUACCAAAUCUAAAACAACACCAAAUACACGCUACUUUACUCCCAGUAUAAAAACAUUGAAAAACAAUGUAAACUAA
Messenger RNA from Cinara cedri, 5597 nucleotides. NCBI's taxonomy places the organism in Eukaryota, Metazoa, Arthropoda, Insecta, Hemiptera, Aphididae. The record is from the annotation of a GenBank genome assembly.